AGAGCGCAGCCUGCAAUGCGCGCCGUGUCCGAAGUUCAUGGUACACACAGCUAGCCGGCCGGGCGUACCGUAUACCGUACCGUAUACCGUACGUUCGUGCGCGCACACAGUCGAAUUGUGCACAUUGACACCGUACCAUUGAACUAGCCGAUGGUUUCUUGCCUGCUAAUUCUGAAUUAUGUGCAGUUUUCAACUGAAGCUCAGCCUAACUUUCUAAGCAAGCGUCUAGAUCGAGAUGAGGAAUUCUGCACACCUUUACCUGCAGGAAUGACUGAUUUUGAGGGGUGUGUCAUCAAUCCUGUGAGUGCCUGACCUGAUUGCGGAUAUGAGAUACACUAUGGAGUGGAUUACAAACAAGGAAGAGCUUGAGUUCUAAGAUGGAGAAGCAAGGCUUGGAAUUGGACGAGUACCUACCAAUCAACAACAACCAGAGAGUUACAUCAUCCAGCAGACACACUAAUGAUGCAGCAGGCAGAAAAUAUACUGAAUCAGACAAUGAUAAAGUUCCACUGGAUGACUCUCUUCCAUGGACAGCCAAUCCAGCACAGCGAUGGCGCAGAGCAGCCAUGGGGUUUGCAUGGGCUUCAGUUUUCAGUCUGCUUAUACUUGGCGGUAUUAGCUUUGUUCUUUCUGCAAUGACCGCAAGCUCAGCUGCUUUUGGCUUUGGGUUUGGCUGUGUACUUGACGUGUUCACAUCGGUGGUUGUAAUAUGGAGAUUCUUUGGUUCGGUGACAACACUUUACUCAGAGCAGAGGGAACGAAUUGCCCUGUUGUUUCUUGCCAUUUUCUUCCUAGUAGCCAGCCUGUCAAUCAUUGUGCGAGAUCUCAUCGAACUUUUUGACAAAAUUCACACCAAAAGUGCAUCAUCUCUGUGUGUGUUAGCAGCAAUCAGUGGGACUGUGUGUGCCCUACUGGCGAUUGGCAAGUUUAUUACUGCCAAGAAACUUGAAAGUCAAACAGUUAAGAGUGACGGUUUUAGCUCACUUGCAGGCUCAAUAACUGCCUACAGCAUUCUGGUCAGUGCGGCAGUCAUUGAGACACAUCCUAACGUCUGGUAUCUUGACAACAUUGUUGGCUUUUGUGUGGCAGCUCUACUUACGGUGUAUGGCGUCAUGUUAUUGAUGCAGGUGUUGUCACACAAUUGCGCUCCAAUAUCAGGAAGAUGCUGCUGUUGUUGCACAGUGACCAGCACAGACACAGACCUGGAGCAAUAACCUGCAAUCUUGCUGUUGAGCUAGUUACAAGGGAAAGUGUUAUUAAGAACAGCUGACAUUAACUCCAGCGUGAUGGAACUUUGCUUCCAGUACGCUUGAAGUUCAUCAAGAUGGUAUAUGUACACUUUCCUGUGUAGUUCUAGUUACAACUUUUUUGUGGGAUUGUAAAUUUUUGCUCUAUAUUUUCUUGACAAAUGUACGUACAGGCAGUGACCAAAUUUAGCAAAUUUAUAUCUGUUAAGAACGUCCCCAACACCCUAGCAUGUAUGAAAGCUUGUGAAAUUGGAGGAUUGAUGGGGACUGUUAUAAGUUCAGACCUAUAACACUGUGACAUAAUCAAAAAGGUUGGUUUGCCUCCACCCAACCAACCUCCAACCAUCUAACCAGCACCCGCAACUUGCACCCCAGCUCUACCCAUGCAACUGACUUCCACCCACUCCGUCCACCCCACUCACUCAACGCGUAUCCCAUUUGCACCCCACUUCCACGUUCCAACCAUGCAACCAAUUUCCACCCUUACACCCUACCUCCUCCCAACCUAUACCUUCACCUGACAUCCACCCGACACGUUCCAAGUGCAAAUGAACAUAUAGAUUUGAUUGAUUGAUGGUAGGAUUGGCAACAGCUGGAGAAAGACACUUGCGGAAAGAUCAAUUUCUAAUCAAAACUGUUUAUGCAGGAUACGAAAUAGAAGGCAGAUUUGCAUGUAUGCGAGCAGUUAACAAGGGAGGAUUUCUGUAACGGGGGUAGCCUGAGGAAAAUGUAAUCACCUCCGUUUCUGUCUGAUUGAAAUUAUUAAUUAUUGUUGCAGAUUUAAAAUAAAAUUAAAAUAAAAACUGCUAUUCUGAAGUAUGAGCUUGGCUUUUGUAAUUGAGGCAUUACUUGACACUUGAGACAACCCCCUUAUUUAAAAAACACCCUGGAUUCACCUCUGAGCACAGCAGUUGUUCUUGUAUCUUUUCAGGACUGACCAGCAACAUGUCUUGUCUAUUUUGUUGCAUUACAUUCAGACUUAAGUGUGUACCAUCUUGAGGGCAUGUACACGUAGAAGCCUUGGUUUCACCUUUAGCGUCAUUUGUCGCCCUAGUUGAAAUGCUCAGCCUCCUACCUCACAGCAACCAACAAUUGUGAAGGUUAAAUCCACUGGAAAUGUUUCUUUUUUGAAAGUGUUAACACAAAGACUUGAUCGUAUGCAGAGAAGCAACAGGCUUUGAUGUAGCUCAUGCCAAAUUUAAUAGAAACAUAAGACGCAACUAUUUCAAAAUUUUAAGACUUGCUUUCGUUGACUAUGGUAGAAUUGUACCUUUCUGUAAGUACAUGCAUUUGAAGCCAAAUUAAAUCCAAUCCAUGUAAUGUUUAUUCUCGAAAAGGUAUUUCACAUUUGGUCCUUGUUUGAAAUCCAAAUUGAUUCAAGCAUGUAAAAUUUAUGUUCACAUGACAUUUUAUGUAGUACACAUUUAUCUAAACACAGGUAAACCAAUUUCAGCAAGAGAGCCUCUUCACUUUCAUCAACAUGUGUUCAAAUGCAUGCUUAUUUUUUAGUUUCGUUCAUAGUGGGGUAUAUUUUUCUCAAUUAUCACAUUCAUUGUGUGGUGAAAACGAGCAUGGUUUCAGUCACUCUUUUUCAACUUCUGGGCAUUCACGUCUCCACUUUCACCAAUCUCGGAUUUCUAUAGUUCCUAGCUUCUAUGAUUGAAUGCAAUCAAAUGAAGAUGGGUCAAAGUGCACAGGAUUUUAAUCUUUGAAGUGUUUUCAUUUUUUUCAUUGUUCAAUUUAGAUGGGAUACACGGCUUGUUUCAACAGGUGUUGCGUAUCUUUCAUUCACCAUGAAAGUAUUCCUAGAGGGAUAGGGUUGAUUAUAAACCUACUUGCUAACUGUUAAAACCCCUUUUGUCAUGGCACUGUUUUGUCAGUGUAAGGCUGUCUGGAAUUCAGUUGGACUCGGUGUAGGAUGUUUUUCUUCUCAUUGUAUAUAUAUCCAGUGUUCUUUACUCAUGUUUGUAAAUCUGACCAUUCCAAACGAAAACUCAACAAAAAUAGUUAUAAAAACCAUGACUAUCUUUGAAAAAAGUUCCUCUGUGCAUGUAUUCACAUUAUUUUGUUUUCCUUUCCUGGAAGUGUACAAUGCAAAUACUAAUCACAAAGCAUAUGCCAAAAACGGCUUACAUCUAAAUGUAAGUUUGCUUUUGUUCCCCUUGGGUAUUUUUUUUUUCUGUUUUUCUUCUCCAGAAAAUCCACUUUGAUAAUUGCAAAAAAGAUUCAGGAAGCAUGAUAUGACAAAAAAGUGAGUUUGCAAAGAAGUAUUGAAGUUGUUUGCUUCAAACCAAUUUGAUUGAAUGAAAAGACUAUGUGAAUUUGAAUCAGAUUAUUAAUAACUUCUAGAGAAAGAAAUCAAAUGAUACUUCAAAUGUAAUGAUGUUCAAAUGCAUAAUGAGUAUUUAAAACAAAUUUUAAACUGAAUGUUGUUUUAGCAAAACUAGCCCCCAAACCUGUAAUACCUUGUCCAGUUUGUAUCACCUCUCGUAUGGGAUUAACUUAGGGCUCAAAUGAAACACCUGCUUGUACCGUCUAACAUUGUGUCCAUCUCUUCAUCUUUCAAAUGCACGUUGAGUACACUUAUUAAGCCUUGCCAAGAGACUGUCAGAAAACCUUCACCCAUCUUCCAUUUUGUAUUUCAUUUUGUGUUGGGUGGAAGGUAGAGUGGUAUCCUUCAGUACAAAAGUGGUAUGAAGAUUUUCACAAGACAUGUGAAUGAAUAUGAGGACCUAUGUACAUUUAUCAAGGAUCAAAUCAAGGAUUUUUAACUUUGGGCUUUUGCCUUAGCGAUAUAGCACCGCAUGUAAGGCACUGUCCUACAUUUUGGCAAGAAGAGAGUUGCCGGUGCUCAAACUCACUGUGUAAACAGAAAUUGAUGACUUAUCCUGAAUUGAUACUAAUUGAUAUAUAACCGGUGGAGCGGUACGGUGUACAUAAUUAUUUAAUGUAGACUGAAUUGGAUAUCAGAAUGAAACAUUAGAAAAAUAAAAGUGCAAGUACUCUCUUGCAACAGAAAUACUUUAGAUUUGAAUAUU
This is a messenger RNA of Acanthaster planci (crown-of-thorns starfish), 4285 nucleotides long. It is a transcript of the gene tmem163, whose product is annotated as transmembrane protein 163. The record is from RefSeq and is a predicted model, not a curated record. Gene Ontology annotation, cellular component: membrane. NCBI's taxonomy places the organism in Eukaryota, Metazoa, Echinodermata, Asteroidea, Valvatida, Acanthasteridae.